Messenger RNA from Suncus etruscus (white-toothed pygmy shrew), 909 nucleotides. RefSeq names its product nanos C2HC-type zinc finger 1 (gene NANOS1). Bases 1 to 909 code for a protein of 302 amino acids. The record is from RefSeq and is a predicted model, not a curated record. Gene Ontology annotation, biological process: negative regulation of translation; oogenesis. Gene Ontology annotation, cellular component: perinuclear region of cytoplasm. NCBI's taxonomy places the organism in Eukaryota, Metazoa, Chordata, Mammalia, Eulipotyphla, Soricidae. The transcript has a single exon. Gene Ontology annotation, molecular function: mRNA binding; zinc ion binding.
AUGGAGGCUUUCCCCUGGGCGCCCCGCUCGCCCCGCCGCGCCCGCGCCCCCGUCCCCGUCCCCGCGCCCAUGGCGCUCGUGCCCAGCAGCCCCUACGUGAGCACCCCGGGCCCGGCGCACCCGCAGCCCUUCAGCUCGUGGAACGACUACCUGGGGCUCGCCACGCUCAUCACCAAGGCGGUGCACGGCGAGCCGCGCCUGGGCUGCGCGGGCAGCGGGGCCGGCGACAGCGACGGCGUCGGCGUGGUCGGCCUGGGCAUCGGCCUCGGCCUCGGCGUGGGCGUGGGCGGCUCCCCGCCCUCCUCGUCGUCGUCGUCCUGCUGCUCGCCUCACGCGGGCGCCGGGCCCGGGGCGCUGGGCCCCGCGGCGCUGGGGCCGCCCGACUACGACGACGACGCUGACGGCGACCGCGACGACGGCGACGGCGACGGCGACGAGCCGGGCUCCCGGGCCCGCUGCCUGGGCCCGGGCGCGCUGGAGCUGCGCGCGCUGGAGCUGUGCGCCGGCCCCGCCGAGGCCGGGCUGCUGGAGGAGCGCUUCGCCGAGCUGAGCCCGUUCGCCGGCCGCGCCGUGCUGCUCGGCUGCGCGCCCGUCACGGCCGAGGGGGCCCCGCCGCGCGAGGAGCGCGCCCCGGCCUGGCUCGCCGAGCCCCGGCCGCCCGCCGCCGCCGCCCGCCUGCUCAAGCCCGAGCUGCAGGUGUGCGUGUUCUGCCGCAACAACAAGGAGGCGGUGGCGCUCUACACCACGCACAUCCUCAAGGGCCCCGACGGCCGCGUGCUGUGCCCGGUGCUGCGCCGCUACACUUGUCCCCUGUGCGGCGCCAGCGGCGACAACGCGCACACCAUCAAGUACUGCCCGCUCUCCAAAGUGCCGCCGCCGCCGCCCCGCAGCGCCAAGAAGCUGCGCUGA